This is a messenger RNA of Selaginella moellendorffii, 1823 nucleotides long. Its product is annotated as cytochrome P450 94A2. Lineage: Eukaryota; Viridiplantae; Streptophyta; Lycopodiopsida; Selaginellales; Selaginellaceae. Gene Ontology annotation, molecular function: monooxygenase activity; oxidoreductase activity, acting on paired donors, with incorporation or reduction of molecular oxygen; iron ion binding. The transcript has a single exon. The record is from RefSeq and is a predicted model, not a curated record. The coding region runs from base 301 to 1812 and encodes 503 amino acids.
AUAGAGAUGAGAGAUCGCUACGCCAGCAAAUGAGGUAAGACGUUUGCGACGCUCGUAGAAAAAGUCACGUUGUAAAUUGAUCGCAAACAUUAGAACACGCCACAAGCGCGUCCAGCCUGCAAACAAACAGUAGAAGUUAGAGAGAGAAAAGGGAAUACAAAAGUACGAAGCAUAUGCGGCAUUUGCCGGCCCCAUCUACAUGAGUCAACUUCCAAAGAAAACCAAGAGUUUCUUGUUUUGCAAAAAACUAUCGAGAGGAGGCGAGGGGACGCUUAGUUUUCGGUGCUGCGGCAGCGAGAUAUGGAGCAAGGUACUUUAGCUGCUGCUUUGCUGAUUUCCUGUGUUGGUUUCUUCGUCUGGUUCUAUCUGAAAAAUCGACAUGAGAAUGGUGAGACUGUUCCCAGAAUGUACCCACUUCUGGGAACAAUGCCUGAGUUGCUUAAAAACAAGGACAGGAUUCUCGAAUGGACUACUGAGUACCUUGCCAAGUCUCCCGGACACACCAUCACGUUGAAGCGAUGGGGGGCGAAGCCUUUCAAGCUCACGUCCAACGCUCAGAACGUAGAGUACAUCCUCAAGACCAAUUUCGACAACUAUCCAAAGGGAGAGUAUGUGUGCGACACGCUGAGAGAUCUUCUUGGAGAUGGCAUCUUCAACGCUGACGCUGGCCUGUGGAAGCUGCAGAGAAAACUUGCGAGUUACGAGUUUACUACCAGGUCUCUACACGACUACCUCAUGGAUUCUGUGGCCGAGAAGAUUGAAAAGAGGCUGCUUCCAACGAUUGCAAGCAUUUGUGGCCGACGAGUCGACUUGCAAGACGUGUUCAUGCGGUUCGCCUUUGACAGCAUUUGCAAGCUCGCAUUCGGAGUCGAUCCUAUGUCCUUGGAUCCGUCGUUUCCCACGAUUGCGUUUGCUCGAGCAUUCGACGAGUCCACGAGGCUGAGUACUGAAAGGUUUUACCAGGUCCAUCCCUUGCUCUGGAAGAUCAAGAGGUACUUCAACCUUGGUUCCGAGAAGCACCUGAAAGAAUAUCUGGCAAUCGUCAAUGAGUUUGCUGCUAUGGUGAUAAAAAACAGGAGAAAAAAAACAGGAGCUCGAGAGAACCAGGACUUACUUUCUCGGUUCAUGGCUCUCGAAAUGGAGGACACGGCAAGUUCGUACUCCGACAAAUUCCUACGAGAUAUUAUCAUCAGCUUUGUUCUGGCAGGCAAGGACACAACUUCUGUGACAUUGUCGUGGUUCUUCUGGCUCCUGUCAAAGCAUCCCAAAGUAGAGAACAAAAUCAUUCAGGAGAUAGUCGACGUUGCUGAAAGAAAUCACGAACCUGGUCGAAGGAUGAAACACUUCGCCUACAGCGAGCUCCGAGAGAUGAACUAUCUCCAGGCAGCGUUAUCGGAAUCCUUAAGGCUCUAUCCAGCAGUUCCGUUCGACAGCAAAGGUGCCAAAGGCCCCGACGUACUACCAGAUGGGAGCAGGAUAGAGAAAGGAACGAGGGUCACGUACCAGAUCUAUGCAAUGGGACGAAUGGAGAGCCUAUGGGGGAAGGAUUGUCUAGAGUUCAAGCCGGAAAGGUGGCUAAGCAGCACUGGAAGUUUUGUGAACGAGAGUCCAUAUAAGUUCACAGCGUUUCAGGCAGGGCCAAGAAUAUGUAUCGGAAAGGAAAUGGCUAUGCUGCAAAUGAAGUCUCUGGUAGCUGCUCUGUUGCCAAAGUUCAAGUUCGAGAUGGCAUCCGACACAGAGCCCCGGUACAGUAUCAACAUGACACUCGCCAUCAAGAAUGGAUUGCCAGUGAUUCCGAGAGCUCGAGAGUAAGGUAAAAAAAG